Molecule: messenger RNA, 2538 nt
Organism: Penicillium riverlandense
Lineage: Eukaryota; Fungi; Ascomycota; Eurotiomycetes; Eurotiales; Aspergillaceae
Exons: 3
Coding region: 1-2538 (845 amino acids)
Molecular function (GO): protein binding
Source: RefSeq, a predicted model, not a curated record
AUGCUCGCCGACCUGCCCUCCGAGAUCAUUUACCACAUCGCCCUCUAUCUCCCGACCGCCAAUGCAUUGACCCACCUCGCUCAAACCUGCCGUCGACUACACGGAAUUAUCACCGCAGAAGACUCACGGAUCUUUCGCGCCUUUGUCCAAAGCAGAUUCCCGGCCAUCCGAACGCCACCAUUCUGGAAAGACGCCGCGCGCGCUUUGACUUCACGAUCGCGGGCCCUAGACCGUCAUUCCGUCAUUGCGCGGUUUCUUCUCCCGCCGCCAGAUGCCACCAAGAUUGGGGCCCACCAGGCGACUCGGCGCGAUAACCCGACGCUCGGAUACCGACCUGCGAUCGACUCCUACGAGGUGUGGAAUGGCGAGCACUGGGCGGAUCGAAAGGAGGUUGUGGCAUGGGGGGCUGCAGAUGAGCUAGUGGUGCGCAUCGGAAGGAAGUGGUUCGUGUUGAAUGACCUGGACCAUGUCAGCAGCUGGGAUGAUAUCUGUGGCGUGCAUCUUCUGGGUCCGGAUUCCUUGGACAAGGAACAUUUGAUCUUUGCUCGCAGGCGGGGAGAUAUUGUCCGGUUGGCUUUUUCCCCAGCCGAUGGUGUCCACGAGUAUCAACAGGCAUUUCUGGCAUACGGCCGGGAAGUGGAUCGCACGGAUGUGAACGAUGGCAUCCUGGCUGCUCAUUGCGAUAACAACGCCCUUGCCUUCUACCACACCACCACGGGCGAGGAACAAGUCGAGCCAUUUGCCUGGCUCCGUUUGGGAUCCGGACACCAGACGCGCAUUCAGUAUUCGAAACUGCUGUCGCCGUCACUGGCUGCAGUGGGAUCUGGAGAGAUUGAUGAUUCUCUGUGCAUCGCCACGAUUUCCGCAGAUUCCGUCCGGCCCAGUCGCGAAAUCAAAGUCCGAUCAAUGGACCUCGAGGGCCGUCUCAACCCCGAAACAGUAGCACAUCUUAGUGCCAUUGCCCCUCUUCCCACUCACGCCUCCCCUGGGGAAGUGUUUCUGGCAGCAUGGGGUGAUCGCGCCAUCCGCCUCCACGACCUGCGCUCGCCACACGCCUACGAGGCCACCUACCGAGACAAUACGGACACCAACCCUAUAUACAGCGUCCAGGUUUUCGGGCACGACCGCUUCCUCGCCGGAGCAGGCGGUGAUGCCGUUUUGAAGAUAUUCGACCUGCGAAUGCAAAAGACAUACAGCUACCUCGAUGCACAGCCUCCUCCAUCACACCAAAAGCCAGCAACCAACGGAGUCCAUGUCCGGAAGGCUCCUCGCAAGGAUCUCUCACUCUUUCUGUCUUACCAACCCCCUCCUCCGACCACAGGACCCCAACACAAUCACGUUCGUGCCCGCCGAAGAGGUCCCUACCGCGGCCCUAUCUAUGCCAUGUCCUCACCCUCUCCUUCCUCUCAUACCGUGUAUACAGGCGUCGGGGACGGGGUGCUCCGAUUGGACUUUGCGUCUACGGAUGAUUUAUUUGGCUCCUCAAAGGAGUGGUACCGUCGUAAUAUUGGGUUAGACCUCGAUGCGGAUUAUUCAGCCGUCAAAGGCGCUUCUCAGACUGCGCCGGGGCAGGUCCUCAAUCUGUCUGGGUACGAACGCCCCGAGCCAGACGAUCUAACCACUACCUCCAAAUUGAGGACGCAACAGACGUUUCCGUCCAUUGGUUCGGGAAACAUGCAAAGUGAGUUGGACACGGGGUGGGACCGGAGAUGGGAGCCAUUGGCUCCAAACGGGGCGUGGAGACGGCGGGAUGGUUCGCUAUCAUCGGAAUCGCUGCUGCCGGACUCGGGAAGUGGGGUCUUGGUGGCUUGUUUCAAAGUCUUGGAGUUGGCUUUCUUGGUGGCCUUAUCGGACUCCGAGGAGGAUGCAUCAGACGAGGAGUCAGAAUCAGAGCUGGAGGAUGAGUCGCUGUCCGAGCUGCUGGACGAGGACGAAGACGAAGAAGAGGAAGAAGAGGAAGAAGAGGAAGACGAGGAAGACGAGGAAGACGAGGAAGACUUCGACUUGGACGAAGAUUCUUUCUUGGCAGGAACCUUGGCCUUCUUGGUCUUGGGGCUGUCGUCUUCAGAACUGGAGUCCGUACUCGACUCGGCCUUUCGCUUCACACCAGCCACCUUCUUCGGUGUCGGAGCCGGAGCAGGGGCCGCCGGCUCUUCUUCCUCAUCGUCCGCAUCACUGUCCGAGCUGGACGAGCUGGACGAGCUGGAAGACGAAGGGGAUGAUGAACGAGUGGGCUUGGGCUUGGUGGCGUCUUUCAUAUCGACGUCCGAGUCCGAUUCGCUGCUAUCACUCGAACUGCUGGAACUGCCGCUGUCCGAGUCACUCGACGAGGAACUGCUGCUCGAGGAGGACUUAGUGGUGGUCGUGGUAGAAUCCUUCUUGUUGGUGUUGUAUUCCCAGCACUCGAAAAUUUCCAGCAGCGACGGGGCCUUUAGCAAAUCGGGCUUGUUCUGCUUGCCGAGUUCCUUCUUGAAUGCUUCACUAGCACCGGAAAAGCCAUUGUUGGACAGAAAAGCAGCAACAGCGGCAGCCAGCUGA